AUGGAGCCUCAAUCCUUGAUAAUGCAAGCCUCCUCUGAUGACUCGAUGCCUCUUGAAAACGACCACUGGCAAUCCAUAUUCGCCCAAUGUACAGCCCAUGAUGACCUAGUUCAUCCGUCUGUGGAGUCCGGUGAUGGUCUGUUCGCACAUGCAUCAAUAGACGCCCUAGAUCUCAAUUUGGAUGUCGAUAUUGACCCCGGUAUAUACUUUGAUAACCUUGAAGCGGCUCAUUCCACAUCUUUUGGCGCUGUCCCCGACCUCUGCUCUGUUCCUACGACUCGUGUGGACUCCAAUGGAUUUGAUCAUGAUGAACCGACGCUGGGUUGCUCCACGCUUCCCGACCUCUCCACCCCACUAUUGGCUAUCCCAGAUUCAAUCCUCACCCCAUUCCAAACACCACCACCACCCUCAACUGCGGCGGCUUCUUGUAUCGCGCAACAUCGCACCCCUUGCAUAAUAACUGCGACACAAUCCCUUCGCUCACUGCAUAUCCCCCAGACCAGUUGUGUCUCCCGCCGAAGCGGCGACAGCUCUGAUAGCAGGGAGCCCGGGCCACCACGCACGUCUGGCUCGGUUCUUAAAGCAAAUAAAGAUGCAGGCAUGUCAGUCUGCCGCAUGCUACAGUGCGUCUGUGCACUCCGCCCACAGAACCAGCUGAUCCUAGCAAUUAUUUGUUCCCGACUAAUUGCGUGGUACCGCGCAAUGAUCCGCGCGUGCUUUGUGAAUGGCCCCAGCAGUUCCUCUGGAAACAACGUAAAGAGUGGUCCCAGCCAGGGCCCUGCCUCGUUGGAGAAUGUGGUUCAACAACCUGUCACGAUCGGAGACCACUCGGUUGACGACCAGGCGCUGGGUUUGGCUAUUCAGGCGCAAGUCACGCUACGGGAGUUAGGACAUAUGCAGAGACUGAUCGAGACUCUAUCGGCCCGCAUGCGGGAGACCGCUAACUCAUACUCAAAAAGGAUGCAGGGCCUUGGAGCCGAAGCCGGGCUCCCAGGCAUCAUGCAUGACCGGCUAGUGGCGCACCUGUUGAAAGAGGUUCAUGCAGUCAAGGCUUAUCUGAUGACAGCUUGGGUAACACCAUGA
Molecule: messenger RNA, 1083 nt
Organism: Penicillium egyptiacum
Lineage: Eukaryota; Fungi; Ascomycota; Eurotiomycetes; Eurotiales; Aspergillaceae
Source: the annotation of a GenBank genome assembly